Molecule: messenger RNA, 1301 nt
Organism: Sorghum bicolor (sorghum)
Lineage: Eukaryota; Viridiplantae; Streptophyta; Magnoliopsida; Poales; Poaceae
Product: exosome complex component RRP41 homolog
Exons: 12
Coding region: 189-917 (242 amino acids)
Biological process (GO): nuclear mRNA surveillance; rRNA catabolic process; poly(A)-dependent snoRNA 3'-end processing
Cellular component (GO): nuclear exosome (RNase complex); cytoplasmic exosome (RNase complex); nucleolus
Source: RefSeq, a predicted model, not a curated record
GAGGAAACGAACGGGCCCUAGUGGUUUGUGGCAAAAGCCAUAGUUUAACGGUGUCUCAUAGCAAAUUUUGCAAAAAGAAAAAAAAUUUGUUCCAGACACGAGAACCCGUUCAAAAACCCUCGCCUCCACUACCCUCGCCUCGCUGCGGCGCGUCACUAGGACACGGAGAUCCAGCGGCGAUUCCGGCGAUGGAGUACGUAAACCCUCUCACUGGCUUCCGCGUCGACGGCCGACGCCCCAACGAGAUGCGGCAACUCAAGGGCGAGGUCGGCGUCGUUGCGCGCGCAGACGGGUCGGCGUUGUUCGAGAUGGGCAACACCAGAGUCAUCGCUGCCGUCUACGGCCCUCGAGAGGUUCAGAACAAAGGUCAGCAAGUAAACAGCAAUGAAGCUUUGGUUCGUUGUGAGUAUAGGAUGGCAGAAUUUAGUACAGGAGAUCGGAGGAGAAAACCGAAGGGUGACAGGCGAUCAACAGAAAUUUCUCUUGUUAUUCGACAGACAAUGGAGGCAAGCAUAUUAACACAUUUAAUGCCACGCUCACAGAUUGAUAUAUAUGUCCAAGUUCUUCAAGCUGAUGGUGGAACAAGGUCAGCUUGCAUCAAUGCUGCAACACUAGCUCUUGCAGAUGCUGGGAUUCCAAUGCGAGACAUUGUCACAUCUUGUAGUGCUGGCUAUCUGUGUUCUACUCCUUUGCUCGAUCUGAAUUACCUUGAAGACAGUGCUGGGGGUUCCGAUGUCACUGUUGGCAUUCUUGCAAAGAUGGACAAAGUGACUUUGCUUCAGAUGGAUGCAAAAUUACCGAUGGAUACAUUUGAAAAUGUAAUGGGACUUGCAAUAGAAGGGUGCAAAGCAAUUGCAACUUACAUUCGAGAGGUGCUAUUGGAGAAUACAAAGAAGCUUGAGUGUCAGCGUGGUUAAGGUUAACCUUAGGAGUGCAUGCAGAUUAAUGACCUGAACCUGUCGAAAGAUUGCUGACCCAACAAUGGACAUCAAACAGCCAUUAAAAGUAUUCCUGGUUAUGGAUGGAUGGCUUUGGUGCAGUGCGUUGCAGUGCACAGGAACUUCCUUAGCUUGCUUGAAUUUCUAACGGAGUAUGUGUAAAUCAACAGAAGCUGUUCAAGGCAAGCUUGAAUGGGCAUCCCAUACAGAAUUUGAAAGCCUAGAGGUCGAGGAUGUCAGCAGUUCUAAAGUAGGAAAUCAAACUUCGAUUGAUCGAGGAAAAUCUAUGCCGAUACACUUUUUUGGACUGUUUGCUAUACCCCACUUACCCAGUAUUGAAGACAAUUACAUCACUUUACACAA